Cucumis sativus (cucumber) is the source of this 3661-nucleotide messenger RNA. Its product is annotated as pre-mRNA-processing protein 40A. Bases 284 to 3334 code for a protein of 1016 amino acids. Gene Ontology annotation, molecular function: protein binding; RNA binding. Gene Ontology annotation, cellular component: U2-type prespliceosome; U1 snRNP. Gene Ontology annotation, biological process: mRNA cis splicing, via spliceosome. Lineage: Eukaryota; Viridiplantae; Streptophyta; Magnoliopsida; Cucurbitales; Cucurbitaceae. The transcript is spliced from 30 exons. The record is from RefSeq and is a predicted model, not a curated record.
CCCCAGCCCCACCAAAUUCAUCCCUUCCUAAAUAUAGCAAAAAGGUUUUCAAUAGGGCGCCUACAGCUUCCAAUUCAAUAGCAGCCCAGCAGCUGGGCAGCUCCACGAACACAUCAUUCCAAGAAUUUCCACUCUCAUUCUAACUUCCCCCGUGCCGCCAAAUUCUCUACCCCAAGGUCUGAACCUCCAAUUUCUUCAUUCUCGAUUCUCGGCGGCCAUACCUUUCCCCGUUUCGUACUUUCCUUGACUGGUUCUUUCUGGGACUUUGCAUCUUUACCUGAGAAUGGCCAAUAAUCCUCAAUAUUCAGGUUUGCAGCCCCUUCGGCCUCCUGUUGUUGGUCCCAUGGAUCAAGGUAGAUCAUUUGUUCCACCCAUGACAGCUCAGCAGUUUCGACCUGCAGUCCCUGGACCUCACUCACAGCAGUUUGUUCCCUUGCCUUCUCCGCAUUUUCAGCCUCUUGGCCAGGGUGUUCCCUUGAUGAAUGCUGGAAUGCCCCCUCCGCCUCCUCAACCUCAACAAUCCCAGUUUUCUCAGCCAGUGGCUCACUUACCUUUAAGACCUUGUGAGCCAGUUCACGGGACAUUACCACCCCAAACAAUUCCACUGCCAGUGGCUCAGCAAAACAGGCAAUAUACUCCUGAAUUGCAACAAGCACAGCCUCUCACUCAACCUGCUGCUAUUGGGAUGCCUGGUCCAGGUGGUUCUGGAACAUCUUUAUCUGCAUCAUACAGUUAUGGGCCACCUCAAAAUUACAAUACCACUAUUGUUCAACCUGUGCCCCAAUCACAUGCACCGGUUGUUUCUUCUGGAGGCCAGCUGGGGAGUUUGGUUUCAGUCACACCUCUGAAUCACUCAAGAGAACAGCCUUAUGCUACCUCCUCUGUAACUUCAGCAGCCAAUGUUUUGCUGAUGCCUUCUGCUACAGCAGCUUCAUCAGAGUGGAGAGAACAUACAUCUCCUGACGGUAGAAGAUAUUAUUACAACAAGAAGACCAAAAUAUCUAGCUGGGAGAAGCCUUUUGAAUUGAUGACUGCAAUAGAGAGGGCAGAUGCAUCAACCAACUGGAAAGAGUUCACAAGUCCUGAAGGAAGAAAAUAUUAUUAUAACAAGAUGACCAAAGAAUCUAAAUGGAUAAUUCCCGAGGAACUGAAGUUGGCUCGGGAGAGAGUAGAGAAGUCAUCUACUCUAGGAACUGAGAAGGAACCUGUUCCUCUUGAACUCCCUUCUGUUUCUACUCUGGAAGCACCAUCUACUACUGCUGAUACUCAAACUACUGCCAAAGAACUAGCAUCUAAUGCAUUGUCAGUAGCUGCUGCCGAUUUACAAACUGAUAAGGAUGCUUCUCCUGGUGCUGUUUCAAGUGUAGAAACAAAUGGUGGAGUUCAGUCACCUGUCAAUAUAGUUCCUUCUAGUUGUGCUAUCUCAGAAAAUGACGACUCUGCUGGUGUCGUGGAGGUUACUACUGUAGAACCCAGGAAUGAUUUGAACCAGUCCUCUGCUCAGGAUACUGAGAAUUUGACAGAUGGUGUUUCUGCCCAAGAACUUGAGGAAACUAAGAAGGAUACAUCAGAUGAGAAAGUUGAAUUUACAUUGGAAGAGAGAGCUAUUGAUCAGGACACUUCGGCUUAUCCAAAUAAGCAGGAAGCUAAAAAUGCAUUUAAAGCCCUCCUGGAGUCUGCUAAUGUUGGUUCUGAUUGGACUUGGGAUCGGGCCAUGAGAAUUAUAAUUAAUGACAAGAGGUAUGGUGCUCUGAAAACACUUGGGGAACGGAAGCAGGCUUUCAAUGAGUUCCUUGGUCAAAGAAAAAAACAGGAGGUGGAGGAAAGACGAACCAAACAGAAAAAAGCGCGGGAAGAAUUCAGAAAGAUGCUGGAAGAGUCAACAGAGCUCACUUCAUCUAUGAGAUGGGGCAAAGCUGAGUCAAUAUUUGAAAAUGAUGAGCGAUUCCAAGCAGUUGAAAGAGAUAGGGACCGACGUGAUCUCUUUGAGAGCUUCUUGGAGGAACUCAAGAACAAGGAGCGUGCAAAAGCACAGGAGGAGCGUAGUCGAAACAUUCUGGAAUAUAGAAAAUUUUUAGAAUCUUGUGACUUUAUCAAGGCUAGUAGCCAGUGGCGUAAAGUACAAGAUCGGUUAGAGGUUGAUGAAAGAUGCUCACGCCUUGAAAAAAUUGAUCGUUUGGAAAUAUUCCAGGAAUACCUACGUGACUUAGAAAAGGAAGAGGAGGAGCAGAGAAAAAUACAGAAGGAAGAAUUGAGAAAAGCAGAACGUAAAAACCGUGACGAGUUUCGCAAGAUGAUGGAAGAACACAUUGCUGCUGGGCUUCUUACUCCUAAAAUUCAUUGGCGUGACUACUGCAUGAAGGUUAAAGAGCUACCUGCAUAUUUGGCUGUUGCUGCAAAUACUUCUGGUUCAACUCCAAAAGAUUUGUUUGAAGAUGUUGCGGAAGAGCUACAAAAACAAUAUCGUGAUGACAAAACUAGAAUAAAAGAUGCUGUGAAGCUGAGGAAGGUUGCAAUAUCAUUGUCAUGGACACUUGAUGACUUUAAAGCUGCCAUUUCCAAAGAUAUCGGGAAUCCUCCAGUACCAGACACCAACUUAAAGUUAGUAUUUGAUGAGUUGCUCGAACGGGCUAGGGAGAAGGAGGAGAGAGAAGCUAAGAAGCGUAAACGUCUUGGGGAUGAUUUUUUUAAUCUUUUAUGUUCAUUUAAGGAAAUAUCUGUAUAUUCCAAUUGGGAAGACUCAAAAUCCUCUUUUGAAGGAAGCCAAGAAUACAGUGCCAUUGAGGAUGAGAAACUAUGUAAGGAAAUAUUUGAGGAGUACAUUGCGCAACUGAAGGAACACACAAAAGAAAAUGAAAAUAAGCGAAAGGAAGAAAAGGCAAGAAAGGAAAGAGAGAGAGAAGAAAGAGAGAGAAGGAAGGAGAAACACAAAAAAGGAGAAAGAGAAAAAGAGGAUCACUUCAAGAAAGAUGGAGUAGACAAUGAAAAUGUUGAUGUUUCAGAUACCCUCGAAUUGAAAGAGAAUAGGCGAUUGGACAAAGAACGUAGUAAGAAACAAAGGAAGAGGCGAUAUAGUGAUGAGGAAUACUCGGAUGAAGAUGAAGCAGGCCAUGAUCGAUCCAAGAAAUCCCAAUCACAUAAAGACCGGAAGAAGUCUAGGCGGCAUGGAUCUGCUCAUGAGUCAGAUGGUGAAAGUAGACAUAGAAGGCACAAGAGAGAUCAUCGAAAUGGUUCAUAUAAGAAUUUAGAUCACGAGGAGCUUGAAGAUGGGGAAUGUGGCGACGAUGGGGCAAUUGAAGUCAUGAUGAGAAAGAAACUUGCAAGGUUUGGAUGAUUAAAUGAAGAUAUGACCAAUAAUAGUAAGUGGUGGGUAUAGUUUUCAAGCUGACCUUUUCCACUACAUCCUCAAAAAAGAGAGAUUAUUAUUAGGGAAAUCCUAAUCAUUUUAGAGGACCUACACCCACAUAAGAAGAAUCAUUGAAACACCACUAUGUUUUGCAAUUUGUAGAUGCCUAUAACAGAGGCAGAGGCAGAGGCAUGCCUAUUUUGUAAUCAUUUUAUCAUUGUGUUUUCUUAGUUUUUGUUUCAGGUGCACCUUAUAAUAGAUCCCUUCUCCACAACCGAACUCUAAUAUGAAAUGGAAAAAAGAACUUUGCUGCAA